ACACCCGUGAUGCCUUAGCCAAAGGAGCACAGGGGAUGCUGAGCCCUGUGCCUGCCAGUCCCAAGGAAGAAAAAGGCCAAUGUCCUGUGGCAGCCAGACCCUCCCGGCACACCCUCUGCUGGCGGUUUGAUGGCACUGGCCCUCUCUGGGGCUGAUGCAGCUUUCUAGGGGGACGCCGGGACACGCUCACUGAGACUCUCACUCUUGCCCGGGUGAGUGCACAGGGUGUGGCCACCCCUCGGGGACCAUGCCGGAGAUGCUUCUGCUCAGGUCUGCCAGCUCCAUCCUGAGGACUGUGUUCUUAAACAGACUGCUGCCAGGUGGGCCUAGGUGCAUUCACAAACUUAGUUUGAACCUGCGGUACCAGCAAGGAGUAAGGCCGAAUGUGAGAAGCAGCUCCCUGACUGAUGGGCCAACACUCUCCAAGGAGCCCCUAAGCCAUGCACUCCAGCUCUCAGAGAAGGUGAAGGAUGACCAGCUGACUCCUCCUGAGGAGGCGCUAUGGACGACUCGGGCCGAUGGGCGGGUCCGCCUGCGCAUAGACCCCAGCUGCCCACAGACUCCCUACACUGUGCAUCGGAUGUUCUACGAGGCUCUGGACAACUACGGGGACCUCAGCGCUCUGGGCUUCAAGCGCCAGGGCACGUGGGAACACAUCUCCUACUCCCAGUACUACCUGCUGUCCCGCAAAGCUGCCAAAGGCUUCCUGAAGCUCGGGCUGGAGCGGGCCCACAGCGUGGCCAUCCUUGGCUGCAACUCCCCGGAGUGGUUCUUCUCGGCGGUGGGCACAGUGUUCGCAGGUGGCAUCGUCACCGGCAUCUACACGACCAGCUCCCCUGAGGCCUGCCAGUACAUCGCCCAUGACUGCCGCGCCAACAUCAUUGUGGUCGACACGCAGAAGCAGCUGGAAAAGAUCCUGAAGAUCUGGAAAAAUCUGCCACAUCUGAAGGCAGUGGUGACAUACCGAGAACCUCCUCUAAAGAAAAUGGCCAGUGUGUACACGAUGGAGGAAUUCAUGGAACUGGGGAAUGCGGUGCCUGAGGAGGCCCUGGACACCAUCAUUGAUGCCCAGCAGCCUAACCAGUGCUGCGUGCUGGUCUACACAUCGGGCACCACUGGGAACCCCAAGGGCGUGAUGCUGAGUCAAGACAAUAUCACAUGGACAGCACGUUUCGGCAGCCAGGCCGGUGACAUCCAACCCGCAGAGGUCCAGCAGGAGGUAGUGGUCAGCUACCUGCCCCUCAGCCACAUUGCUGCCCAGAUCUACGACUUAUGGACGGGCAUCCAGUGGGGAGCCCAGGUCUGCUUUGCCGAGCCGGAUGCCCUAAAGGGGAGCCUGGUGAACACACUUCGGGAGGUGGAGCCCACAUCCCACAUGGGGGUGCCUCGGGUGUGGGAGAAAAUCAUGGAGCGGAUCCAGGAGGUGGCUGCUCAGUCUGGCUUCAUCCGGCGCAAGAUGAUGCUGUGGGCCAUGUCGGUGACCUUGGAGCAGAACCUCACCUGCCCGAGCAGUGAUCUGAAGCCCUUCACCACCCGACUGGCAGAUUACCUGGUUUUAGCCAAGGUCCGCCAGGCACUGGGCUUUGCCAAGUGUCAGAAAAACUUCUACGGAGCUGCUCCCAUGACUGCAGAGACACAGCACUUCUUCCUGGGCCUCAACAUCCGCUUGUAUGCAGGCUACGGCCUCAGUGAGACCUCAGGCCCCCACUUCAUGUCCAGCCCUAACAACUACCGGCUCUACAGCUCCGGCAAGGUGGUGCCAGGCUGCCGGGUGAAGCUGGUGAAUGAGGACGCAGAGGGCACAGGGGAGAUCUGCCUGUGGGGCCGCACCAUCUUCAUGGGCUACCUGAACAUGGAGGACAAGACGCGCGAGGCCAUCGACAAGGACGGCUGGCUGCACACAGGCGACGUGGGCCGCCUGGAUGCCGACGGCUUCCUCUACAUCACUGGGCGUCUCAAAGAAUUGAUCAUCACAUCUGGUGGAGAGAACGUGCCCCCUGUGCCCAUAGAGGAGGCUGUGAAGAUGGAGCUGCCCAUCAUCAGCAAUGCCAUGUUGAUCGGGGACCAGAGGAAGUUCCUGUCCAUGCUGCUUACCUUGAAGUGCACUCUGGACCCCGAAACCUCUGACCCCACCGAUAACCUGACGGAACAAGCGGUAGAGUUUUGCCAGAGGGUGGGCAGCAAAGCCACCACCGUGUCUGAGGUCGUGGGGAAGAAGGAUGAGGCCGUGUAUCAGGCCAUCGAAGAGGGGAUCCAGAGGGUCAACAUGCACGCAGCUGCCCGGCCCUACCACAUCCAGAAGUGGGCCAUUCUUGAGAGGGACUUCUCCAUUUCGGGUGGAGAGCUGGGUCCCACAAUGAAGCUGAAGCGACUCUCAGUUCUGGAGAAAUACAAAGGUAUCAUCGAUUGCUUUUACCAAGAACAAACAAAGUAAUCGGGACCUUCCUUCUCUGGUUUCUUCCGAAGACGGCAGGCUGAGUAGUUCCAUCUGGGUGCACGGGCUUUGGGCAAGUGUUAGGUCUCCAGGUCGGGUGCAAUCCUGGCAUCUCCAUUUGCCGGGUCUCAUGCCAACAAUAGCUGACAAUUCCAAGAAGCUUCACGUGCUGAUAGUAUUAAGCAUUGCCUUUUGUUCAGGUUGACAAAUGAAAUCGGCUCUCCUUCCAGAACUAGGGCUGAUGGUUUCUGGCCUUAGUUGCAGGUAGAUUAACAAGCUGCUAGCUCACUUAACAGGGCAGCCGGUGGCAGGCUGGGUGUAGGGACAGGGAGGAGGUGGUAGGAAUGCUCAGUUGUAACGCACCUAAGGGCCCGGCUGACUCUGGAAUCUGCCUGGACAUUGCCAACCCCAUCAUCCCCUUACCAGGCACUCCACCAUGCACACGCCAACUGACUUGGACGCUUAAUAAAACUGCUGCUGCCUGUUGGACUGUAUUUAACGUGUAAUUUGAAAUUAAACUUUUUAACAGAACUGUCAA
Molecule: messenger RNA, 2972 nt
Organism: Phacochoerus africanus (Common warthog)
Lineage: Eukaryota; Metazoa; Chordata; Mammalia; Artiodactyla; Suidae
Gene: ACSBG1
Product: acyl-CoA synthetase bubblegum family member 1
Exons: 16
Coding region: 248-2434 (728 amino acids)
Cellular component (GO): membrane; endoplasmic reticulum
Molecular function (GO): long-chain fatty acid-CoA ligase activity
Source: RefSeq, a predicted model, not a curated record